GAGCAAAAUUCUUUAGAAUCUGAGAAACCCUCUCUCUGUUUCCGAAUAAAAGUUGAGAAAGAGCAGGGUUUAGAGGUUUAUGGUCUCAGUCGGACAAAGUAGGAAGUUUUCUAUUCUUUCAUCUUCUCGCCCUUCUCCUUAUUAUAUGAGUUAGGUCACGUGAAUCCGAAAAUCCCAAGCUUAACUGUGGCGGUUUUGCGGAGGAAUAUAACUCAGCUAAUAAUAACGGCAAACUGCCUGUUCCUCAGGCGGUGCAAUAGUUAUACGUAUCAGAACCUAAGGAAAUCCCGCCCCGCCGCUAUUCCAACUGAUAGAACACCCCUCGGCCGCCGGCGACAAUGAAGCCUUCGAGGAAUUUGGACGCUGGAACAGAUUUAAUGAGCUUGGAGAGUCAUGGUGGAGACAUCAUCGUAUUGCCCGCGAAAAAGAAGAAGGAAAAGAAAGGGAAAAAUCAGGCAUCGGAAAAGCUCAAUACAAAAAAGAAGCCUAAAUUAAGCAAGUCCCAGAAAAGAAAGUUGAAGAAGCUUGAGGAGGAGAAGGAAAAGGAAAUGCUUCUAUCAAAAAGCAUCGAGACAUUGGAGAAGUACAAGAUUCGAGAGGAUGUGUAUUCCCUUAUGUGGUCUUCAAGGAACUUGGGUCAGGUUGAAACUGUUCGAGAAAAACGGAGAAGAGAAGUUGAGUUUGCUAAAGUGGGUUUGGAAUUGCCAGAUAGCGCUCAACCUUUCAAGAAAAGGGCAACUAAUAAUUCAUCUCAAAACAUAGAAGUGAAGGAGGACAAAAUCCAAUCACAGGCGAUCAAUGACAGUGACCACACACAAUCAUCUUUGGCAGAAAGGGUGAUCCUUAAUGACACAUCUAUCUCAACAGGAUCUUGUGAAAAUGAAGUUUGUGGUGAUGGACCCAUGACUUCUAAUGGGGAAGGUGUUCUUUCAAGCAGGGAAGUGGCUGGUGAUGCUAAUCAACCAUCAAAGCCAGAACCUCUUCCAAAGUCUACUCAAUCAUUUCCCCAGGAUGCAGAUAUGAUUAAGUCUAUGGAUACAAUAGCUGGGGGUCUGAAAUAUAAUCGUAAUCAUGAAAAUAACCGGGAUAACCUUUCUUCGGCACGAAAUAACACUGCUCCAACGGUGGUGCACGUGUCAAGACCAGAGGAUGUAGAAAAGCAAAGGAUGGGUCUUCCCAUAGUCAUGAUGGAACAAGAAAUAAUGGAAGCUAUAAAUGAGAAUAUCAGUGUGAUUAUAUGUGGUGAGACUGGGUGUGGUAAGACAACCCAAGUUCCUCAGUUUCUUUACGAGGCUGGCUUUGGAUCAAACCAUUUAACUACUCGAGGUGGUAUUAUUGGUGUCACCCAACCUCGCCGAGUCGCUGUACUUGCAACUGCCAAGCGAGUGGCAUAUGAGCUUGGGCAUCAAUUGGGUAAGGAGGUGGGCUUUCAAGUUAGGCAUGACCGAAGAGUUGGAGAAAAUUGCUCAAUCAAGUUUAUGACUGAUGGAAUCUUGCUUCGAGAAGUGCAGAGUGAUUUUUUGUUGAAACGCUACUCCGUAAUAAUUUUGGAUGAAGCUCAUGAGAGGAGUCUGAAUACAGAUAUACUCAUUGGGAUGCUUUCUCGAGUCAUCCAAGAGCGUCAAAGGGAAUAUGAAGAGCAGCAGAAGAGGAUUCUUGCUGGCGAAACUAUUGAAAAGAAUAAUAGGAUAUUCCCAUUGAAACUUGUGCUGAUGAGUGCUACACUGCGUGUGGAAGAUUUUGUGUCUGGUGGAAGAAUUUUUCGUACUCCUCCACCUGUGAUAGAAGUUCCAACCCGACAAUAUCCAGUUACCACACAUUUUUCGAAGAAGACAGAGAUUGUCGAUUAUAUUGGUCAGGCUUUUAAGAAAGUUUUAUCAAUUCACAAGAGAUUGCCACCGGGGGGUAUUCUUGUCUUUGUGACAGGGCAGAGAGAGGUCGAGUACCUUUGUCAGAGGUUGCGUAGAGCUUCUAGAGGGAUAGUUGCAAAUGUAGCCAAAGGAAAAAAUGAGGCUUCUCCUGUCUGCAAAGAUAUACCUCCGGAAGAAAAUGAUAUAAAGGAGAUCAGUGAGGCAUUUGAUUUUCAAGGUAACUCCGGACAUGAGAUUACUGAACGUUUUAGUUCUUACAUGGAGGAGGAUCAUGGAGAUCUCUCAGAAGAUGAAUCUGAUGUAUCCUAUGAUUCAAUAGAAGACAGUGAUCUGGAAUUUUAUAGUGAUGAAGAGAAUCAGUCAAAACCUGUAGAGUCUGAUAUGAAGUUUUCAGACAUUCUGGGAGCAGAGGGAAGCCUUGCUUCACUGAAGACUGCUUUUGAAGCCUUAGCUGGGAAAAAUGCUCCCAAUCCUCCUGCUGAGGUCCAAGAUGUUGCCCAAACACUAGAAGGCACGAAGCAAUCCAGUUCCACUGUUGAAGAAAAUGUUGAGAAAAAUAAGGGUUUGUCCGCUGGUCCUAUGCGUGUUCUGCCACUUUAUGCCAUGCUUCCUGCUUCAUCCCAGCUUCGUGUAUUUGAAGAGGUUAGGGAAGGAGAACGUCUUGUCAUUGUUGCCACUAAUGUGGCGGAGACCUCUUUGACAAUUCCAGGAAUUAAGUAUGUAGUUGACACUGGAAGAGAAAAGGUCAAGAAUUAUAACUCUUCCAAUGGCAUGGAAACAUAUGAGAUACAGUGGAUCAGUAAGGCUUCUGCAUCGCAGCGUGCAGGAAGAGCUGGAAGAACUGGGCCAGGACACUGUUAUCGCCUGUAUUCUUCAGCAGUCUUUAAUAACUUAUUUCCUGAUUUCUCAAGUGCUGAAAUAUCAAAAGUGCCAGUUGAUGGUGUUGUCCUCCUCAUGAAAUCUAUGAAUAUUGGCAAGGUUGCAAAUUUUCCUUUCCCAACGCCUCCAGAGACUGAUGCCUUGAUUGAAGCAGAGCAUUGUCUGAAGGUUCUUGAAGCACUCGAUGGCAAUGGAAGGUUGACCCCUCUGGGGAAGGCCAUGGCUCGCUAUCCAAUGAGUCCUCGUCAUUCCAGAAUGCUUCUCACUGUCAUUCAGAUUAUGCAACAGGUGAAAGACUAUGCCCGAGCAAAUCUAGUUUUGGCGUAUGCAGUUGCAGCUGCUGCAGCUUUAAGCUUGGCAAAUCCUUUUCUAGUGAGUUUUGAGGGAAGCCACAAUGAUGCAAAUGAUUUAAACCAUGAUGAGAAAGCUGGUUCUGAAGAAAGCAACAAAGUUUCCAACACAGAAGAAAAAUCAAGGAAAAAGAAACUGAUACAAGCAGCUAAAGCUUCUCGUGAAAAAUUUUCUAACCCUACCAGCGAUGCUUUGACUAUUGCGUUCGCACUUCAGUGCUUUGAACUUUCUGGAAGCCGGAUAGAAUUUUGCAGUGAAAAUGCUUUGCACUACAAGACUAUGGAAGAAAUGUCCAAGCUAAGAAAGCAGCUUCUUCAACUAGUUUUUGGUUCAAGUUUUACUGAUGUACAACAGGAGUUCUCGUGGAUUCAUGGGACUUUUGGGGAUGUAGAAUGUGCUUGGAGGGUUUCCUCAGAGAAACAUCCUCUUCUGCUAAGUGAGGAGGAGAUCUUGGGUCAGGCUAUCUGUGCUGGCUGGGCUGAUCGGGUUGCUAGACGUGUUAAAGGAGCUUCAGUUUUGUCAGAGGGAGACAGAAAGGUCAAUUCAGCACGGUACCAAGCUUGCAUGGUUAAAGAAACAGUUUUUCUCCAUCGUUGGUCGUCUCUUGCCAAGUCUCCACCUGAAUAUUUGGUAUACAGUGAAUUAUUGCAUUCGAAAAGGCCAUAUAUCCAUGGAGCCACAAUUGUGAAAUCAAACUGGCUUGUACAAUAUGCUCGACCAUUAUGUAGCUUCUCUGCACCACUUUCAGAUCCAAAACCUUAUUACAACCCUACAGCUGAUCAAGUGUUCUCGUGGGUGGCUCCAACUUUCGGGCCCCAUCUCUGGCUGCUUCCUUUGCAUGGUUUGCCCAUGAAAGAUGAUUUUAAUAGGGUAGCUGUGUUUGCGUGUUCUUUGCUUGAAGGCCAAGUUCUGCCAUGCCUAAAAGCUGUCCGGAAAUUUCUGGCAGCCUCACCUGCAAGCAUGUUGAAGCCGGAAGCAUGGGCUCUUAAACGUGUGGGUAAUCUGUUAAGUAAAUUAAAUAGGAAAGGAAGAGUUAUCGAUAGUUGUGCUAAACUAAGAAUGUUGUGGGAAGAAAAUCCAACAGAGUUGUUUCCAGAAAUUCAGGACUGGUUUCAGGAAGGGUUCCGCAUCAAGUUCAAAGAACUCUGGGCGGAGAUGCUCCACCAAGCUGCGUUAGAUUCCAAAGAAAGAUUUUCAAAGAGGAUCAGCAAAGGGAAAAAGAAAGUAUGAUUAUAUGUAUUGUUUUAGCUUAGGAAUUAUCAUUACAGGAAGGACUCAGUGCUGUAGUACAAUAUUAGCAAGCAUAUUAAUUUUAAUUCUUUUUCAGCUAAGGAAUUAUUUUAUCAUUUUCAUCACUUUAUUUUUUAAUUAGCAUGCUGGCUCGUUUGGGCCCCCUGAUGUUAGGGCACAAGAGCAGAUCAAAGGUUGACCCAUAGGGUAGGUCCCCUUUGUCGAACUUAAUUUAAGUUGAGAAUCCAUGUUUGCCAGGA
Messenger RNA from Sesamum indicum (sesame), 4591 nucleotides. RefSeq names its product RNA helicase family protein (gene FAS4). Gene Ontology annotation, biological process: maturation of SSU-rRNA from tricistronic rRNA transcript (SSU-rRNA, 5.8S rRNA, LSU-rRNA). Lineage: Eukaryota; Viridiplantae; Streptophyta; Magnoliopsida; Lamiales; Pedaliaceae. Gene Ontology annotation, molecular function: helicase activity; ATP binding; RNA binding. The record is from RefSeq and is a predicted model, not a curated record. Gene Ontology annotation, cellular component: intracellular anatomical structure; nucleolus.